GGCAAGGACAGAUUACCCUUCAACGCGGCGUAACAGCAGAGCUCUGGCAGACAGAACAUUGAUCCAGGAUAACACCUGGAACAGGACUGUCACCAUCACCAUGGAGAAGCUGCAGGCCCAGGACAGCGGUGUGUACUGGUGUGCAACCUACAGAGGCUCUCACCUCAUGGAGAAAAUGGAGGUCAGGCUCUCUGUGUCCAAGAGGACACAGCAAUGCACAGCCAAGGAGUCAGGCAAGGUCUCUGUCCAGUGUCCCUACAGCGCCCCAGACUAUGGGGCUGUGAGCAAAGCCUGGUGCAAGGAGGGAGAUAGCCCAGGAUGUCGCGUACUGGUCAGCACGAGCUACUCCAGGACACCCCAGAAAGGCAGAGUCACGAUCCAGGACGACCCCCAGCAGGGCAUUGUCACCAUCACCAUGGAGGAGCUGCAGGCACAGGACUCGGGCGUGUACUGGUGUGCGCUUCAUGAAGAUGCUCAUCUUUUCCGAAUGGUGGAGGUUACACUCAAUAUUUCCGACGGUGAGUACUGGCCUGUAGAGAAGAAACGCGGUGCUUUGUAG
Egretta garzetta (little egret) is the source of this 559-nucleotide messenger RNA. RefSeq names its product CMRF35-like molecule 1. The transcript has 2 exons. Gene Ontology annotation, molecular function: signaling receptor activity. The record is from RefSeq and is a predicted model, not a curated record. Lineage: Eukaryota; Metazoa; Chordata; Aves; Pelecaniformes; Ardeidae. Gene Ontology annotation, cellular component: cell surface. The coding region runs from base 101 to 559 and encodes 152 amino acids.